Molecule: messenger RNA, 2672 nt
Organism: Erinaceus europaeus (western European hedgehog)
Lineage: Eukaryota; Metazoa; Chordata; Mammalia; Eulipotyphla; Erinaceidae
Gene: NKIRAS1
Product: NFKB inhibitor interacting Ras like 1
Exons: 3
Coding region: 108-686 (192 amino acids)
Biological process (GO): canonical NF-kappaB signal transduction
Molecular function (GO): GTP binding; GTPase activity
Source: RefSeq, a predicted model, not a curated record
UCUAUGCUUAUUAAAUUCCAAAGCAUGGAAAGGGGAAAAAAGGUUGAUUUCAACAGUAUACAACUUCAAAGAUCUUCUGUUUCUUCACAGUGAUAUUUUGAGAGAAGAUGGGGAAAGGCUGCAAGGUUGUCGUCUGCGGGCUGCUAUCUGUUGGGAAAACAGCAAUUUUGGAGCAGCUCCUUUAUGGGAAUCAUACUGUUGGAAUGGAAGACUGUGAAACAAUGGAAGAUGUGUAUAUGGCUUCAGUGGAGACGGAUCGGGGAGUGAAGGAGCAGUUACACCUUUACGACACCAGAGGCCUGCAGGAGGGUGUGGAGCUGCCAAGGCACUACUUCUCGUUUGCUGACGGUUUUGUCCUUGUGUACAGUGUGAAUAACCUUGAAUCCUUUCAAAGAGUGGAGCUUCUGAAGAAAGAAAUCGACAAGUUCAAAGACAAAAAAGAGGUAGCAAUUGUUGUACUAGGAAACAAAAUCGACCUUUCUGAACAAAGACAAGUGGACGCUGAAGUGGCACAGCAAUGGGCAAAAAGUGAGAAAGUGCGACUCUGGGAGGUGACGGUUACAGAUCGGAAAACAUUGAUAGAACCAUUCACUUUAUUAGCCAGCAAACUUUCCCAGCCCCAAAGCAAGUCGAGCUUUCCUUUACCUGGAAGAAAAAACAGAGGGAAUUCUAGCUCUGAGAACUAAAAAUGAAUAAUGCUAGUUGUUAGUGAUUGCCUUUAAGUUGUCUGUCCUGUGAACAUACUUAUAAUAGGCUAUUUUUAAUUUUGUUCCUUCGGAAACCCCUGCACAGUAAUUUAACACAUUUUAAGUUAUUUGGAUUAAGUUUAUUAUUGUUGUUAUUAUUUAUUUGUUUAUUUUUGCCAGAGCACUGAUCUAUUCUGGCUUAUAGUUGUGUGGGGGAUUGAGCAUGGGACUUUGGAGCCUCAGGAAUGAUAGUCUUUUUGCAUAGCCAUUAUGCUAUCUAUCCCCACCCAGUUUGUUGCUGUUGACUAAUAUGAAGUAAUACAUUUGCACUCUUGUUUGAAAUUAAACAACCUUGUUAUGUUGCGUGUCUCAAAAAAGUAAAAUAGACUUUGGGUGGUAUGUGAAUGCCCUCUCUGGCUGGAAAAGCUUCAAAAUGUUGUUUUAAAGUUGAUAAUCUAAUGUCUAAAGUUUUAAAAUGACACUCAUGUGUAUCCAAACUGGACUCUGAGCACACUGGGUACUAUCAAUAUAAAGUGGGCUAAAAUUUAUCUUGUGGGGAUUUUACUAAAUAGAACAAAAUCUGUGACUUAGCUUUAUACAAAUUUCCUUCAGCAUGCUCUGAAGUAGUAGUAUAGAAAGGCUGUAUAAAUCCAGCUGUAUUCCUUUUUUUUAAAUGUUUAUUUAUUAUUAUAUAGAGACAGAAAUUGAGAGAGGAAGAUGGAGAGAAAGAGAGACAGAGAGACACCUACAGCCCUGCUUCACCACUUGUGAAGCUUUGCCCCUGCAGGUGGGGACUAAGGGCUUGAACCUGGGUCCUUGCGCACUGUAACAUGCGUGCUUAACCAAGUGCGCCACUGCCUGGCCCCAAUCUAGCUGUAUUCUUUAGAGCACUCUAGGACAGUAAUGGGUGUCCAUUUUCUACAAGAAAUAUACAUUCACGAAUAGUUUCUGGAUAUGUAUCAUGUGGAAUAAAUGUACAUAUAAAUAUUACUAUUAUCUUAAAGAGAUCUGAGGGACUUGGGCAGUAGCACAGCGGGUUAAACGCACGUGGCACAAAGCGCAAGCACCAGCUUAAGGAUCCAGUUCGAGCCCCAGUUCCUCACCUGCAGGAGAGUCGCUUCACAGACGGCGGUGAAGCAGGUCUGCAGGUAUCUGUCUUUCUCUCCCUUUCUCUGUCUUCCCCUCCUCUCUCCAUUUCUCUCUGUCCUAUCCAACAAUGAUGACAUUAAUAACAAUAACUAUAAUAAUAAUAAAAAAACAAGGGCAACAAAGGGGAAAAUAAAUAAAUAAAGACAUCUGGAUUUGUUCUGGUUCUCUGAAGAUUUUGGUAACAUCUAAGCAAUAGAGUGAGUUGGUGAUAUUUAAUCUUGCAAUCAGGGUCUUCACAUCAGAUAUUUCUUAAGUCUACGCUUAAUUAGUUCAAACUAAGAACUACUGUUGAGGAAGAGAGAAAAUUAUUUCUGGAUGUUAGAUAUAACUUGUGGCCACCUGGAAGGCAUGUGUUACCGCUGAGAUAAACCCUUAGUCCUGUUUAACAAAUACCUUUCUGCUUUCUCUUUUCUUAUUGAAUACAACUUAGAUCUGUUCAUACACACAAUUCAGUAUUCCUUUUAAUUGUUUCAAGGUUUUGUGUUUUUUUUAGGUGGAGUAAAUACAAAGAAAUAGAACUUCUGGCUUAUAGCAUAUGUACCCUUCUAGAAGCCAUAUUAGAGGCCAACUUGGCGGUAGCUAACAUAUCUAAUAGAGAACCUUUCUCAUGUGCUUGUCAUGACAGCAAGUUAGAAGAUGCUUUUAAAAUGAAGCAAUUCAUCUUUGUUUUUUAUCUCUUCUGUUUCAAUCAAGGCUACUGAAUAAUAACAAACUGAUUGUAAAUUAAGUGCUUCGAAGAGAUAAGAAUAUUGUAAUUUAUAGUCUGCAUUAUUUCUAAUAAUGGUUGGUUUUAGUAGCAAAAAUAGAUCAAGUAUUAAAAGAAAAUGUACGCAGAAA